AAGUUAACAGCGUGGAUCUGGUCAAAAAAAUAGCAGAUGCUUGGAAGGAGUUACCAGCAUCACAGAAGCAGGUUUAUGAGGAAGCUAGAAAGACAGACUGGCAAAGAUAUAAGGAGCAGUUGGCUGCAUAUAAAGCACAGCUAACUCCAGCCCAGGCUGCCAUUCUGAAAGAAGAAAGGAAAAGACGACUGGCAAAAAGAAGAUCAUUCAGGGCAAAACGAGAAUUGACUGUGCUUGGAAAACCUAAAAGGCCUCGUAGUGGCUUUAACAUUUUUGUGUCAGAAAACUUUCAAGAAAGUGAGGGAAUUUCGCCUGUGGCAAAGCUGAAGCAGUUAUUUGAUACGUGGCAAAAACUGUCCAGUUCUCAAAAGCAGCCAUACCUGCAGCUUGCUGAAGAUGAUAAGGUUCGGUAUGAAAACGAAAUGAAGUCGUGGGAAGACAAAAUGGUUGAACUCGGACGUGAAGACCUGUUACGUUCCAGAAGGCAAAAGCAAAAAACCCAAACUGCUGAAACGGAAAAGAAAGUCAAAACAGCAAAAGCUUCCUCACAAGAAAAGGAGUCAAAGUUAAAGCUGAAAAAGUCAGAGGAAUAA
Messenger RNA from Merops nubicus (carmine bee-eater), 593 nucleotides. RefSeq names its product transcription factor A, mitochondrial (gene TFAM). The record is from RefSeq and is a predicted model, not a curated record. Lineage: Eukaryota; Metazoa; Chordata; Aves; Coraciiformes; Meropidae. The transcript is spliced from 5 exons. Gene Ontology annotation, molecular function: transcription cis-regulatory region binding. The annotation marks the transcript as partial.